This is a messenger RNA of Paramuricea clavata, 246 nucleotides long. The record is from the annotation of a GenBank genome assembly. NCBI's taxonomy places the organism in Eukaryota, Metazoa, Cnidaria, Anthozoa, Malacalcyonacea, Plexauridae.
AUGAACGCUAUAAUUAAGGAUUUAAAUAACAAGAAAAACAGCCUAAUUACUGUAAUUAAGAUUCUACAGGAGGAUCAACAUAAUGAACGGCCAUGGAGUGUUGAAACGAAACAAAAGAAGAUCCCGAAACGAAACAUACCACCCACCGAGAAAACUUCAAACAAUGGCGAACCAUUUAGAUCAAACAAUCGAUAUUUCAUUUUAAGCGACACAGACAAUGAAGACGAAGUCGUUAUUACACCCGAA